AUGAUCAAGCUCUUCGUUUUCCUGGCUCUCGUCGGUCUCUCUUCUGGCCUCAACUUGAUCGGACGGACGCAGUCUGCCGCUGUGAGUUUCGGCCAAAACCUGUUUCGAAAUGAGAACGUUUUUUUAAAGGUAAAAGGCAGGUUGAUGUGCAACGGAAAGCCGGCGGCUGGCAUCAAAGUGAAGUUGAUGGAGUCAGACAGUGAGUCUCUUCUCUUCUGUGACACUACAAACGAUUGUGAUUUUGCAGACAGCUUCGGACCGGGAUUCCUUGACAGGGACGACAAGAUGGCCGAGUCGAAGACGUCAGGCGACGGCUCCUACCAACUCGGCGGCAACUCCAAGGAAAUCACCACAAUUGAGCCCUACCUUGCCAUCUUCCACGACUGCAACGACGGACUCACGGUCAGACAUUAACAAAGCUUUCUCUUCGGAAACGGGGACUUGCAGCCGUGCCAACGGGUGGUGCGCAUCAACAUUCCCAAGUCGUACGUUGAAUCGGGCAACGCAGCCAAGAAGUCGUACGACGCCGGCUCCUUGGAGCUUUCCGGAAAGUUCCCCGGCGAGACGAGAAGCUGUCUCAAUUGAAUUUACCUUUCAAAGCCAUGAACUACACUCUUAUUUUAUUUUUUUCAUAUGCAUAAUAAUAAAUUUUUUUUCUUACAUAACUACCAAAAAAAUUUGUGCCAGAACACCCCUAAUGAGUAGAAGGCAGAAAAACGUUUUCCAAUUUGUUUAAAAAAUGAAAAAAAGGAUUCAGACAAGUCCGCGCAAAAAUGUUGUAGACAAGCAAAAAAAUAUUUUUAAGCGGCUUUGGGAAUCUUUGGGAAAACGGAAGUUUUCAAAAUUUUUCCUGCUUUAUGAAAUCUAAUUUAAAGUAAUUUAAAAAUGGAACAAGUCAAAAUCACUAUCAGGAAAAAAAGAAACGCAUAUGAAUCAUAUGAUAUGAUGGAGCGGAACAGAGAAUUUAGAAUUUUUUUCAAAAAAAUGGAAAUAUGUACCAAUUUUAAAAAGUCGUGUUCGACAAUUCGUGCCUUAAAAAAAUUGAAAUUUGAAUAAAAAAACCAUGCCGUUUUGACGUGUAAACGGUUAAAAAUUUAAUUUUUUUAACCCACGCGACUUUUUAGUAAUGAUGAAUCACUAAAAGUUUUCUUAUCAAUUCUUCGAUCGAGUCCUUCAAAGUGGCAAAAUGGGGAAAAGUAUUUUCGUUCCAAAAAUCCACGGGAUGUUCAGUUUUCCUCAUUUCAUCUUCACACUUCUGUCGAUAGAAGCUAUAAAGUGGUGGUCUCUAUUUUCAGUUGAUCUAAUGUAAAAACAGAGUCCAAGAGUCUUGAUACCAAGGCAAGGGAAAUAUCAAGGAUAAACCGAGAUCGAAGAGAUAAAAUACUCUCAAGACUAGAUAAAAUUAGAAAUGAAGAUUUAUGAGUCAAUUUUCUGGCUUGUUUUGAAAGGGACAGUAGCUUUUAUGUUGGCCUACCGCUCGAUAAUGAGCUCCUAUCAGAGGACGCCAAAUUUGUUCUUAUCUUAAAGGUCUCAGUUAGUGCCACCUGCCUUGGUUUGUACUCGACAUCACCUUCUCUCUGCCAGACCAAACAGGCCGUUUCGGAGUGCUCCGAACUACCCACGUCUUCAGAAGAGCCCAGCUUCCAGAUGACGUGGUGGCGGGCGCUGUGCGCUUCGUUCGCCGUCCUCGCCUUCACAUACAGUGCUGUUCUCCAGAACACGCAAAGUUUCAGGCCCUCGGCGCCGCUCGAAACUUUUUUCGAUGCUUUCCAGAAGCCAAAAGCCGCACAGGUUAUUUUCUUCCAUUCAUAAUCGAGAUUAGCAAGAAGAUGAACUGAGCAAAUUUCAUCAUACAUUUCGAAAAAGUAGAAAGCGAAAGAAAAAUCACGCUUGUAAUUACAGUGAGUCCAUUUAUAUGAGUCACGUCGCUUUUUGUUUCAACCGCCUUCUAACAAAUCUUGAAUCGAGUCUCAUGUAAAAAAAUAUUUUUUUAUUAAAAAAAAACAUAUCCGCUGCAUAAAUUUCCCGAAAAUUUCCCCUCAUGUUUUGUUUCAUAAAUUUUUUUAUAACAACUUUUCAAACUUUGAAAGCUGGAAAUUUUUUUCUUUACAUCUAAAAGUUUAAAAGUUUCCAACUCUAUUCGUACCUUUUAGAGAAUAGAGUUAGAAGCUUUGAAUGCUUCUUAUAAUUCUUUCCCGUUUUCAACCACGUUUAUUUAGGCUAUAUUUAAAGUUUUCAUCAAAAUUCAAAAUGCAGAAAAAAUUUUCUCGCUUGUUUUCAUGACAACUGAAAUGAUCAGACAGCUGAGCUACUUUUUUAUUCAAAAAUUGAAGUAUAUAACAUACUUCCUCCUGUCUUUGACUUGUUGAAAAUCGUUAUGAUUUUCGAAACGCCUUGGAAUAUUUAAUCAAUAAAGGCCGAGCCAGAAGGAUUGCUCGAUAAUAGUGCGUUGCCGCAGUUGUUUGUUCUUGCCAUUUUUUGUCGAACGUGAUAAUUUCAGAGCGAACAUGCUCGCGAAGGCUUCGAAUGCGCCGAGGCCGCUCCAAAAAGCAGAAUUCCUAGCAAGCAAGAGCUGAAACAGAUGUUGGAGAAAGAGGCAAGACAGGACUAUAAGUUCCCCGAACACAUUAGGUGUGAUCCUUGCUUUCGGACAGCAGAAAACGUUUUCUUUUCAGAAAGAAAAGACAGUUAUCGAGGCAGACUUAUCAAGAGUACCUGGACAAUCUUGGUCGAGCAGACUACGACGUUCGGAUCGAAGAAGGUUCUCAAAUUACUACUGAGGAGUUUUAUUAUUUAAAAACUAAGGAUGGCUUGACGUGUUGUAUCCGUUUGGAGCGUGGGCCAUGGACGAUCAAUUGAUGGGACAGGCUGGAAGAGAAACCCAAGCGAACCUCGGAUUCGACUGUCCAUUCUACGGCUUCCGGUUAGUGUCGGCUUCAGUUUCAACAAGGUCAUCAAUUCAAAAACCCAAAAACUGCAGAUUCAACUACACCUUUGUGUAUCCGAUGGGAAUGGUUUCCUUCGCACAGCCUCCCUACACCGCGCCCCCAUGGACCUUCCCAAAUCCGCAAUGGCCGAAGCAAAGGGUCGGUCAGCUCUUCGAUUUCAACACUAACAGUACGACUGUUGAAGAAAAGUGUAGCGUAAAAGUGUUUAGGUAUAUCUAUAUCAGAUGGAACUUCAGCUUUUUUAACAAAGAAACUAGUUGUUUUGAUUCUGAGUUUAAAAUAAAGUUAAUACCUAAUUGUUAUUAUAAAAAGAUUCAUAAAAGCAGUAAAAUGGGAAACUUGAAGGAUCAUUCGUUCAUAGCCCCAUUCUAUGCCGACGCCAUGUUCCAGUGGAUCGGCAGUACCAAAAUCAGCAAUGUCUUCUUCCGAAGUGUUCACAGGCCUCGCGUGCGUUUUUUUUUUUUUGUUGAAAUGCUAAGAACUUAAGGUGUGAAAAAGGCCAAAUGACCUCUUUUCUUGACCUUUUUAUGAUCAGUUGCAAAAGCAAACAGAAGGAUUUUGAUAGGACAGGGGCGAAAAUGGUAGAAUCGAUAUAACUAAUGAGCGAUUCGAUUAAUCGAUUAGACGAGUAAAAUUGUACAUUCAAUUGCAUGCGUUUACAUUAGUGAUUUGGAAAAAUAAGCUUGUGUUCAAAAAAUGACCUGUUUCAGCUGGACGACGACGAAGUGUACAGUCAAAACACUCAAACAAACUACGGAGCUCCAAAUUACGCACAAGCGCAGUACCAGGUUUCAGAUUUCUGUUCCAGUUAGCUGAAAAUUGUCUCUGCAGUCAAACAUCAAUCAGCAAUACUCGAACCCCAACAUCUACAGCCAACAGUCUCCCAAUGUGAACCCUUUGCUGCAGAACCAGUACCAAACCUUGGGACAGGUUAGAAAAUCAAGAAAUUCCCGUUCAUUGCAAUGUAGAGUCCGUACGGAACAGUGCCACAGUAUCGGAAGAAAAGACAGAUGCCUGGCAGGAUUUCGCAGCCGGGAAUGGUGGUCGAUCCACUGCUUCUCGACAACAUUACCCACCACAUAAAGGUCAAUUCGAACUUUUGAUGUUGCCUGGGUCCGUUUCUGGAACAAUGAUAAAAAGUCAUUUAAACGAAGUUAAAAGGAUCACUAAAGUCAUGAGAAAAUGAAAUCAGAAUCGGUAUAUAUUUAGUCUGGAAGAACCAAAAAAAAACUUUCUUGCAUUGGGCCCAAAUUUUUUGCCAGAAUAUGCGUUUUUAGUUGCUUUAUGAUAUUCAAGAAUAAAAAAAGUUGCCCAGAAACUUUCAAGAAAAACGGGAUUUUUAUCCGUUUUCGGCCACAAAUGCGUUAAAAAAACUGUCGUCAUAAAUUCAUAUUUCUCAUUUUUUUCAGUAUUUUCUUUUAUUUAGGAUUGUUAAGCAUAGCCGAUUGUAUGUUUCCCCAAUUUUUUUCCCAAAUCGGUACAAGAAAAACUGUUUUAAAAUAUAAAAAAAGAACCAAAAUGCAACGAAAAUGACGAAGUUUUUUUGAACAGCGAAGUGGGCGUGGCUCUGCGGUCCCUACAUUUGGGUCUACAAAAUUUUGAGUAAUUUGGGCGCGUGGUUGAACUAAAAAUUUCAUACAUUUUUUCGAACUGAAGAGGAUUUUUGGUUUUGAAAAAAGACAUCAUGAUUUACAUGAAGAAAACAUCGGAGGAAAUUUAGGCUUGAAUGUUUUUUUGUGAAACGUGUCAGAACAAUGUAAGCUUUUAAUGAAUUAUUUUUCUCUUCUUCCAUUUAAUCUCAAAUUUUAGGAAGGCUACACAGGAGCUAAUGGAUUUAGAGCUGAACACGCGUUUAUUGUGACUUGGUACAGGGUAAGUUUUGCUCUGGCCACUUUUGCUAUUUUCUUCUUCUAGAUGGCCUACGGCGGCGCUCCACGUGCUCUCGACGUUUCUCAGUUCGAACAUGUGAAAGACUGGCAGAACACCUUCCAAUUGGUUAUUGCAUCCGACGAAAUACGGUUUUCUAGUUGAUGUUAGUGAAAACACUGUUGUUUAAAGGACCUUCGCUAUUUUCAAUUAUGCUCGUCUGAACUGGACAUCCUCCAAUGAGGCCGGAGGACUGAACGGUUUCGGAGGAAAACAAGCGGCGAUGGCUGGUUUCAACGGAGGAAACGGCACCGGCUGGUAUCCGCUGCCUUAUUCUGGACAUGGUUGGUCGAGAAAAGAACGUCUGAGCGACUGCAGAGUUCAGGAAGACUCUGGAAGCUGGGCUAUUUUUCGAACGUCCUCACCCCGGGACGUUGGAUUCACAGAGUCGACGAACUCAUAAUUCCUGCUGGCUGUACCAACGCGUCCAACGGUACGACACUCUUUCUCGCGUCAUUCAAAAGAAAAAAAACUUACAGGGGGCGUGGUUACUGCUCCUCCAUGGGGACCGAUGCAGGGCGGAAUGGCUAUUAACAUCUCAGGACCAUGUCUGCGACCAACGGACAGCAUCAAGGUAAAAAAUGAAUACAAUUUUUCAAUAAGGCAGUUUGAAAAGAAUGAUGAAAGCCACGAAAAAACUGUUGUUUUAAUAACGUAUGACCGUCUAGGAUCAUUUAACAGGAUGGAUUCGUCACGGCGAUCCAUUUUCAGAGUCUUUUUCUAAAUAGUUCGAGAGUGCUUUUUAUUUUGGAAACUACACUUAAACGCAUAAACUGAAGGAGAAAAAUAGGAAAAAAUUGUGAAAAUGUGUAAAAAGGGAAACAGUGUUCUGUGGUUUGCAAAAUGCAAUAGAGCAAAGUUGGGCUCUGGCGAAGUUAGUCCAAUUUUAGAUGUUUGUCGAGGUGAGAGAAGAGUUUUGGGUUCGACAAAUUUCAUUUUCAUAUUACAACUUUUUUCGAUAAGCUAAUUCAAAGUUCUUUCAAAGAUUACUUUCAGCGUUUUUUCAGUCUUUCCCCUCAAAUUACCGGUAAAGAAGAAUAAUAAUUUGAAAUUCUCAGAUCUCAAGAUUAGAGGACCUGGCUUGCCAUUUGGUAAUAUUUCUUUUGGAACAUUGAUCUGCAGGUGAACUUCGAGAACUGGCAAACGGACUGCAAAAGGAUCAGCAGAGUUCGCGCGCGUUGCAUCAUGCCCAUGUUCCAUAAAACAGGAAUGGUCCCCAUCCGAAUGAGUCGAGACGGAGGCCAAAGCUUCCCUUUUUUCGGAAAGUUCUAUGUCGGUCAGUGAAAAGCUAAGGGAACCUUGAGAUGUCUUUCUUCUUGCUCCCAAAUUUUCUGUUUCCAGUUAUGCCUGACCGAGCGCCUGCUGCUGUCACGCUCAAAGAUGAUGUAAAUGACGUGAACAAUAGAUGGUACUUUUUAUAUUCUACUGAAAUAGUAAAAUUAUUAGGUAUCAACCUUACGCAAACGAGCUGACUAUGGGUUGGCAGGCCCUGAACUUGACCAACAACUUAGGUGCAAGGAUCGAUAUAAGUUUAUUUGGAUAUUGGGAAGAUGCUGACAGGUACAGAGAGUGUUGAUUGUCGUUUCUGAUGGGUCUCCAGAUCCCAUUUUGUCAAACUGGACUAUCUUGCUCGUGGUCUUGCCAACUCCGGAAGUUACACUUUCAAACCAGCGACCCUGCAAAAGCAAUAUUUGCUCAAAGUACGUUGUGAGCCACGAUCUUUUUGACGUCCAUACUUUCAGAACGCAUGGCAAAAGUUUCAUUUUGGGUUCGUCCAAGUCGCUCUGGCCGAUGUGGAGGAUGGCGUCCUUUGGAGCAAGCCGACGCCUUUCCCUUGGUACUUGGAGCAAAGCGAAAAGUUCUGAUAGGGUCUUUCAAGGUACCACUUGCCGGAAUGGAGACGACACUACGGCAACAACUGGGCGAUCGACAUGUGCAUCGAAUGGUUCGAGUACGACGGCAAACGCCGCAACUUCCAGAUAGAUCUGACGUCGGACCGGCCUUGUCCUUGCAAGCUUUCGCAGGCGAUGCUCGACCUGGGACGCUACAUGCCCAUUAUGGACUGCGACAAGGACGGCGACACCUCCUGUCCUUUCAAUAAAGGCGCUCAGCACUGCAUCCAGUCCGUCCAGCCCAGGUUCACAACAAUUGUAUUUUUUUUAAGUUGCAGUUCAAUUUUUCUCAGUUAUAAACUUUCCGUUUUUGAAACUAUUUCCAAGAGAAGCAGACACAGAUUUAUGACAAAUGAAAUUGAAAAAAUAAAAUAAAAUACUAAUUUCGGCUUUUUCAUUGUUUUCAAAGCAAAUAUGAAAUUUUUUUUUUUAAUUAAAGUUUUUUUAAAAAGCUUAAUUUCUUUUUUGAAAUAUACGGACUUUCUCUUUCGGCUCAAUAGAAAGUUGUAUUCUAGGGCUCCAGUCUCACGGGCUAAUUUCGGGCUUGUGUAGGGGUUUUUCAAUGAAGUUGACAAGCAGUAAAGAAAAAUCAGUGUGAUCUGAAAUUUCAAAACCUCUUCUUUUACAUACUCCUCUGCUAAUUAUUAGAAGAUACAUUGAGAGCAUCUUCUCAAGUAAGCAACUCAAUAAUUUUAGACGAAACAUCUUCGAAUCAAGUUUAUAACAUCGAGGCGAUUAUUUCCGCCGGAAUAUCAGUUUCUUGUCUCGAUAGCAAACUCUGGGCUCGAAAAAGGGCGAGAUUACAGUUCUGCGGGAUCCUCACAACAAUGCUGCUACGACUACGAUGGCUACCUGAUGUUCACCGACGACUGGGAGCCCGACGGCGACUAUACAAGGUAUUUCGUCGACUGAACUAUUUGCAUUUUUCAAAGACAGCUUUCAAAUACCCCUUUUCCUCAUUGUCAUGUUCCUUGCAGAUUCUUCCAGCCCGGCACGCCAGCUCGAGCUCACAAGUUCGGAGCUCCGCCAUAUAGACUUCCGCCGUUCAUUCCUACAUUGUCUAAUUACCAGCUAGAUCAACUACCGUAUCGCACAUGCUGCAGGUGACACACAAUUCCUCUUUCUCUCUCAAGGAAUAUAUUUGGAGUUAUGCCCAACACUGCGAGUUCUACUAUUGGCGUCGCAUGACCAACGGCUGCCAAGACUACAAAGCUCCAGGAGCAGGGUUCAACCAUCCUGAACCGAAAUGAAGCAACCAUUUGGUUGAGGUACAUCUACGGAGAGCCUCACGUUGUGACUUUUGACGGAAUCCGUUACACGUUCCCUGGCAAGGGCUACUACGUGCUUCUCAUGUCCAACAACCCAGAACACAAGUUGAUGGUGCAAGUUCGCCUCGAACAGCCUGACGACACUCUCUGUUGGUUCAGAUUGACUUUGAGUAUUUCCUCUCUUUAGGGCACUCCCACGUCAACGCCACCGUCAUCACAGGCAUCGCUGUCCAAGAAAACGACAGCUCCAUCGUCCAGGUGCUGAAAUGAGCGCGAAAGAGUUCAGCACAAAGAAUGCAGGUGUUCGCCCGAAAGCCAAUGCGCAGAUGGCGUUAUCGAACAGACGUUUACGUCGACGGUUCGCCGAGAUUCUUCGACCGACCACAUUGGAAACAUCAAACCUUCAAACGUAUCGCAGCCUCUCUUUUUUUUAUCAUCUGGAACCUUUCAGACCUCGACAUACGCAAUCCGCUACAGAACAUGAACCAGUCCGAAGUUAUCAUCAUGCUCAAGUCCGGCCUCGGAAUCCGCGUCUUCGAGAGCUAUGGGAUGCUCGACAUCAUGGUCACUCUUCCUCCCAGCUACAACACGACCUGCCAGGUAUCUCAGCCUCUUUACUUCUCCACAGAUGUCAAUUCAGAUGGGAAUGUCUCAGUCUUCCGCGUUGAAUGCGCCGAUUGGCACCAAUCGAUGCUAUACAACACUUGGGUUGCUAGGUUACUAACCUCGUUUUUCAAACAUUCUUAAAAAGAAUUCAGGAGUAUAUAACAACGAUCCAAACGACGAUUUAACCACACCAGGUGGACAAGUUGUACGAGUUUCCAAUCCAACUUCAACAGCGAGUACCACGCAAAUGAUAUAUGAACAAUUUGGGCAAUACUGUCAGUUUAAAAAAAAAAGGAAAAAAAGACUUAGAAUCGGUUUAGGGAAACUUGACGGUUCGAAUGAAGCCCUUGGAAGUAUACUUUUCCAGGAAAAGUUCAAGGUAAAUCUUACCUGACUUUAGUGACGAAGGGGUAAAACUUUUUCAGCCGAUCUACAACCCCUUAUUGUUCGCUCAGUCUGGUUAUGUUCCUGUUUUCUGGCCUCAAUAUCUUGAUAUGAACGCUUCUAGAGUCUUCACAAUGGACCAAGUGAGAUAGUUCCUCGUUUCCGAUGUAUUUUCUGGAUUUAAGGUCGUGAGCACAUGCCAGAACAAUCCAGAAUGUGAGUACGACUACAUUAUGACUGGAAGGUCUGGAUCUCAUUCGAGAAACUGUUCACUUGCUUUUUAUUUUAGGAGAGAGGUGGGCCUGACGACUCUACGUCGACAGAAAGAGUUCCUGGCGCUAAAGAAGAUUGGCUCGCAACAAUGUCAGGACCACAUUUUUCUUUUUCCCGUCCAUUCGAGAAUUUCAGUGAUAUCAUGUGGUCCUCUGUUGAAGAAGGAAGGGGUGGUGAAAACGCCUCCGGCGGCAAAUUACCUGGACGGCGACCGCGUCGUCUUUUCCUGCAAACCCAAGUACUACAUACACGGCGACAUCGAGCGAACUUGUCGCAACGGAACUUGGUCGCCAGGCUGGUGGGCCUGGUGUCGAGGUUCGGCUUUUCUCUUUUCAAACUGAUUGCACUGUUUCUUGCAGACAGAAACCUCGAAUAUGCCCUCAAAUGGAUGACUGCUCUCCUAUCAAUAUUUGGUGAGAGAUAGUGAAGCGAAUACAUCUUCUAGUGUUUCAAAACUUGUGCCGUGUUCCAAGUGAUUCUGCGAAAUUCAAAAGAACCGGCAGAGAGGGAAGAGAUGACUAAUUUUUCUAGAGUUAGAGACAAUUUUGCACUUCGCAGCAAUUACUUUGAACACGGCAUUAGUCGUCCUGUUCCUAAAACAAACGCCUCUUAACUCGAAAAACCAACAUUAUUCCGUAAUGAGGGUUCUCUUAACAGGAAAUAACUUUGAAACAGAUACAUUUUCUGGAUUCGGAAAAUGUGCAUAAUCGAGGAUUUUAUGAACUUUUAAGUCGAAGAACCUUUGGAUUUUCCUACUAGUCUCGAGUUUGAAGGAGACUUUUCAGAACUGUCAGGAAAAAAGGAUCCAGAGGGUCGAAACGAUUAAAAAAAUUAUGUGAUUUUUCCUGAAAAGAUCAAAAAAUACAUUCCAUUUUUUGUAAAACAUUUCUUAUUCUAGAAGGUCGAAGCGUUUUUUUUUUCUGAACGACGAUUAUCAAAAAAUACAAAAACGAACUACUAAAAAAAGUACUGGAAAAACGAGAGCAUUCAGUAACUCAUGUUUUUUCGACAAAUUAGGCUCGAGUCGAGUAGGAAAAAUGAUGUUAUUGACAUUUAGCAUCAUUUUCAUUUUUAUAGUUGCGAAAUAAAGAGCCUUAGUCAUUAAAAAUUUUUUAGAAAAAAUAAAAAAAAAGCGAAAUUUCAGGUAUCGUCUUGAUAUUUGUGAUAAUGUUCUGCAUACUAUGGGAAGCCAGGAAGAAGCGCCAAAAGGAAUACGCAGAAAAUCAUUUGAUCAAGGUUUUUUUGAAAACUGUUUAACUGUUUUUUUUUUUAAACUGUUCUCCAAAAUUUUUCAGAAAAACUUGAUAAAGCCUCAAUACUCUUUUUUUUCAGGAGGGCGAACUAUUCAGGAAGCGGAAAAGCAGUAGCGGAAUCGGAUCUUUGUGAGAUUCAAAAAUAGGGAGUUAUCAGAAGCAGUUUCAGACCCGAGAAAGAACCACUGGCCGACGUCGAUUUUGACGCUGACAAUCGACGUUCUUCGCGAAAGACCUCGGGCGAUAGGAAGGUUAUGCCCGCUCCUACGGUUUGGCGUCUCUCAGGACUUUCGAAGAUGGAAUCUUAGAGUGUUACGGCCUGGAAUCCCUCUGGAAACCUCAGUUCUUUCCGCGAUGACUAUGAACCUCCGAAGACAUACCAAGGAACGAAUCCACAAAGAAAUAGCUACUUCGAGUCGUCUGCAUUUUGA
Messenger RNA from Caenorhabditis auriculariae, 10981 nucleotides. Lineage: Eukaryota; Metazoa; Nematoda; Chromadorea; Rhabditida; Rhabditidae. The record is from the annotation of a GenBank genome assembly.